AUGUAUCAUCAAUUGAUUUUGCUGGCACUAAUUGGCACCGCUAUAGCAAAUGUUAUUCCUUUCUCUAUGAGUAAUAUUCCGGAAGAGUAUAAAGAAUUUGUACCGGAAGAAGUGAAAAAUUUCUACAAGAAUUUAACAUCGGAUGACAAGCAAAUUCUUCGUGAAUUAGCAAGCAAGCAUGCAGCGUUUGCAAAUGAAGAUGCUGCAUUGGAAGCACUAAAAGAUAAAUCCGAUAAACUUUAUAAAAAAGCGGUGGAAUUACGAAAUUUUGUAAAAGCAAAAAUUGAUAGCUUAAAGCCAGACGCUAAAGCAUUUGUUGAUGAGGUAAUCGCGAAGGCACGAUCACUGCGACCAGAAGAGGGACAAAAGCUUGAUAUAGAGAAGGUUAAACAGACAGCUCGGGACAUUAUUGCUAAAUAUCAAGCGCUCAGUGAAGAAAUUAAGGAAGAGCUGAAAGUAACAUUCCCUCAUACCGCCAAAAUCAUCAGCAGUGAGCUUUUUUAUAAAAUUCUAAUUUUAUGUGAUAUUUCGAGCAUUGAAGAAUGCCAAUGCCAAAAAAAAACAGCUUGA
This is a messenger RNA of Acanthocheilonema viteae, 570 nucleotides long. The record is from the annotation of a GenBank genome assembly. NCBI's taxonomy places the organism in Eukaryota, Metazoa, Nematoda, Chromadorea, Rhabditida, Onchocercidae.